GUAGUUCGCAUUUGAACGGAGCGCGGAGCAUUUCGGAGCGCACCGAAAUAAAAAUAUAAAUAAAAGUGCGGAACGCUCGCGAGUUUUGUUUUUGGCCAAAAGCGAUUGCUUUAACGCUUAUUUGAUUAACUUGAAAAAUAAUCACAACACAAAAAAUAGAUACCCCAAAUCUGUUGUGCCAGACAAGUGGAAAUCAAACGAGGCCAAAGAAGACAACAUCAGCCAACGGAAAGUAUUAAGAGGAGGCCAAACCCAAAAAGCCGAGGACCCAUGCAAAUUCUGGCGAAAUCUCUUCUCUGGAGCUGGAGUUUCAGCUAGUACACAGAUACAACUGGCAGAUAGAUUGCUUUGGGGACUGCAACUGGUGCUGGGACAGUGGGACGAGACUGUUUGUUUGUUGCAUCCAUCCAUUGAGGAGCUCUGCGAUCCACACGAUGCCCGGCCACUUGCACGCCAUAGAUCUUUGGUUGCUGGUGCUGCAAUAGCAAUAGCAAUCGCCAGAUAAAUUCUAAUAAAUAGCCAGACAACAGAAUACUUGGCAUAAAAAUAAAUAAGAAUCGAAGACCGAGGAACGCGGAACCAACAGCGCACGCAUUGCCACAGAUUCUGGAUACGGAGUAUCUCGAAUUCGGCUGAGGUGUCGAGUGCAUUGGCCAGACCGAUCGGGUCAUAAUCGAACCCCGUACCCCCGGAUUUCGCGGCCAAAAAGUGUUCCAAGGCAGGGGCAGAGGGAACCGGAGCGAGGUGUACACUUUUGGCACCAUGGAGGGCGGUUACGUCAGGGAAGAGGAUUCUGACGCCAUAAUGGGUGUGGAAAGUCCAGCCAUCAUAUCCUAUACCAAUCCCAAACUGCAAAUACCAUUAAUGGCAUCUGCAAUAUACGCGCCCACCACCACAUCAACAUCACCAGCCGGCACUCCGACCUCGGCCGCCGCAGCCACCACAUCCAAAAACGCAUCUGCAUCCGCUUCGGCUCCAUUAUCAUCACCACCAGGUCCAGGUCCAUCGGCAGGAUCUGCUGCGGCGGUUUCUGGAGGUCCUCUCCAGGGAUUCGUUGCCAAGUUGCGUAAUUUUAGAUUCGACGACACGAAAAAUAUAAGAAAACGUUUCCAUUUCGAUUACAUAUCAAAGGACAGAUUUUUGGGAGGUCAGCUCAAGACCAAAAAUGGCCAAAAAUACGUUUUCAACGGAGCUCCAUCGGGGGUAUAUGUUUCCAAAGCCUGCCUGAUCAUCGCUGCCUUUAUCACAGUUCUGGCCCUACUUUUCACCAUAGUGAUUACCUAUUUUGUGACGAGGCAGGGAUUCCCGCCCAAGGAAGCGACUCCCAGUUGCAUCACCGCCGUCGAUCACACAGAGGUAAAUGCGACUCCCAUCCAAACGGCGGGAUGGGUGAGCCUGAAUUCUCCGGCGCCCUUGGAUACGGCCACGCCCACCCCAACGCCUACGCCCACGUCCACUUCAACAACAACCACAACGACUACCACAGCCUUGGCCCCGCCCACCACAAGUGGGGAGCCCGAAAUAAAGCCGGUGGAUCCCAAAGUGGGUGACAUUCCGGUGGUGGAGCCACCUGUCGAGGAUGUUGAGGACAACACCACCAAGCCCACAAAUCGUCCAAUCAAACUCUACGAAGGAUGGCGGCCACUUCACUAUAGCCUGCUGAUUGAGCCCAGUGUGGAGACAUCUACGAGUAAUGGCAGCCUGUCCAUCGAGAUUGAGAGGGAUGUGUCCAAGGUGACCAGCUGGGAGCCCAUUGUUCUGGAUGUGCAUAAUGUCAGUAUCUCCAAUGUCCGGGUGAUCCGUGCCCUGCCAAAUAAGACGGCUAAUGAGGAGCAAGAGCUGGAGUUUGAUAGUGACUAUGGAGAGGAUAAUGCCACCUUUGUGAUCAGUUUGGAUAAGGCCUAUGCAGGGGAAACCCAGUUGAAGCUGCAGCUUAGUCUGGAUUUCAUCAGCCAGGUGACGGACACUCUGCAGGGCGUCUACAAGACCAGUUACAUCAAUCCGGACACCAAUAAAGAAGAAUGGAUGAUCAGCACCCAGUUCUCGCCCAUCGAUGCCCGUCGCGCCUUUCCCUGCUUCGAUCGUCCCGAUAUGAAGGCUAACUUUUCAGUCAGCAUAGUUAGGAACCUCCAGUACAAGAUGGCCCUGUCCAACAUGCCCAAAUCCCAUACUAGUCGCUAUCGCCGGGGUUAUGUGAGGGAUGACUUUUUGGUCACACCCAAGAUGCCCACAUAUCUGGUGGCUUUUAUUGUGUCCAAUAUGGUGGAUUCCCGAUUUGCCGCUCUGGACAGCGAAAUGACGCCCCGAGUGGAGAUCUGGACGAGACCACAAUUUAUAGAUAUGACCAACUAUGCCUAUAAAAUGGUACGAAAGUUCCUGCCCUAUUACGAGGAUUUCUUCGGCGUGAAGAACAAGCUGCCCAAGAUCGAUCUGGUGUCGGUGCCAGACUUUGGAUUCGCUGCCAUGGAGAACUGGGGACUGAUUACCUUCCGGGACUCAGCUCUUCUGGUGCCCGAGGACCAGGAGCUGGCCUCCUCCUCCGAGCACAUGCAGUAUGUGGCCCAGAUCAUUGCCCACGAACUGGCCCAUCAGUGGUUUGGCAACCUGGUGACCCCAAAGUGGUGGGAUGAUCUCUGGCUUAAGGAGGGAUUCGCCUGCUAUAUGAGCUAUAAGGCCUUGGAGCACUCCCACCCAGAGUUUCAGAUCAUGGACACUCUGACCACGCUGGAGUUCAAGGAGUCGAUGGAGCAUGAUGCCGAUAACACCUCGCAUGCCAUAUCCUUCGAUGUGCGCUCCACCAAUGAUGUAAGGCGCAUCUUCGAUCCAAUUAGCUACUCCAAGGGCACCAUCCUGCUGCGCAUGCUCAAUUCGAUUGUGGGAGAUGUGGCCUUCCGCGCAGCCACUCGGGAUCUGCUCAAGAAGUUCGCCUACGGGAAUAUGGACCGCGAUGAGCUCUGGGCCAUACUCACCCACCAUGGCCAAGAGCAGGGCACUUUGCCCAAGGAUCUGAGUGUCAAGCAGAUCAUGGACUCGUGGAUCACCCAGCCGGGCUAUCCGGUGGUCAAUGUGGAGCGACGUGGUGCUGAUCUCAUCCUGAGCCAGCAGCGCUACCUGUUGCCCUCGAAGAACCCAGCGGACCAGAGCAGCUGGUUCAUCCCCAUCACCUUCGAAACCGAUGAGCUGCGCAAGGGUGACAAUAUACCAUCCCAUUGGAUGAGGAGCCAAGAUGAGGGAGAGCUCAUCGUGGGCAAUGUCUUCACGCACAACAGCAACAGCGAUAACGUGAUCUAUCUGAAUCUCAACCGUCAGGGCUACUAUCGGGUCAACUACGAUAUGACCUCCUGGCUGGCGCUCAAGAAGAACUUUAGCACUCUGCCCAGGAUCACAAGAGCCCAGUUGCUGGAUGAUGCACUGCAUCUAUCGCAGGCGGAGUAUCUCACCUAUGAUAUACCAUUGACCUUCCUUAUGGAGCUGUUCACUUCUGUGGACGAUGAGUUGCUUUGGAGUGCCGCCAAACCUGGUCUCAACUAUCUCAUUUACAACCUCAAGAGGGAGCCUGCCUUCGAGACCUUCAGGGCCUUCAUGAAGUUCAUUGUACGUCCCGCCUUCGAUCAUUAUGGCUUAAACGAGCCAGACAAUGAGUCCCAUUUGCAACUGAAACACCGCGCUUUGGUGGCCUACUUUGCCUGCAAAUUUAACUACGAUCGCUGCACCCAAGUGGCCCAGAUGAAGUUCCGCGAGUGGAUGCGCGAUGCCAAAAAGAAUCCCAUAAAGCCAAACCUCAAGUCCGUGAUUUACUGCACAUCUCUGGCAGAGGGCUCUUCACCGGAAUGGUACUUCGCCUACAAGCAGUACAAGUCCACCACUAGUGCUUCGGAAAAGGAGGAGAUACUGACCUCGCUGGGCUGCACUACCAAACCCUGGCUGCUGUCCAAGUACCUCAAUAUGACCAUCAAUCCCACAUCGGGCAUACUGAAACAAGAUGGAGCCUUGGCCUUCCGGGCAGUGGCCUCCAAUGCCAUUGGUCAUGAGAUAGCCUUUGACUUCCUGCAGAGCAACAUUAAGGAGAUUGCCGAAUACUAUGGCGAUGGCUUCUCCACUCUGUCCGAGAUGAUCAAGUCGCUGACCAUCUACAUGAACAAGGACUACCACAAGCACCAACUCCUGGACUUGGCCGCCACCUGCCGCAAAUUGGGACUGAAGGCCGUGGAAUCGGCCAUCGAUUUGGCCCUGGAGCAGGUCAACAAUAAUAUCUACUGGCGCAGCCACUCUUACCACAGCCUCAAGAACUUCCUCGAGGGCAUCGUCAGCGAGUUCCAGAUCAACAUCUUCUAGAUGAUCCACAUUGGGAAUGGGGGACAGACAAUUCAAAUUGAUUUCAACCAAAAAACGCGAUUUAGUUACCCUUAUUUGUAUUCGUGCAAAGGCCUCAAAUUAUUUUUAAUGAAACGAAUUAUUUGCGAAAAGUGAUAUAAACGUGUAAGUUAGCCAGCAUAGUUUAGGUAACCGAUUACUUUUUGCAAUUGUAUAUUUAUUUAUUUGUAAGUCGCGCUUCUUCUGCUUCUUGGCUUGCUCUGCAACGUUCCUAUUAAAAAUAGAAAGAAACCGGAAAAUACAUAGAUCGAAUAACUCUCAUUCAUCACUUUAGGCAUCAGUUUUAGAACCCAAUACAAUAUAUCUGCCACAAAAUAUCUAAUGCUGCUUGUGUAAAAUCUGUAUUACCCAUACGUAUGAUUGUCAGGUACUUUAUGUUCGCACCCUAGAUCCUAAGUGUAUCAAUCUAGCACUAAGAGAACCAAAAAUCUAUUUUGUAGUCGAUCCAAUCAAGAUGUUUAAAGGCCAUGGGAAGUAAACGGAAGAAGGUUAAGCUUCGGGCUUAGAAUAUUGAAACUGAGUGUCCUUAAUGCAUGGUUUAAAAUGUUUGCUUAUGCAAGGUAGUACACACACAUACACACAAAUAUAUUUAUUAAUAAACGAGUACCUAUUAUGUAUUUUGUAAAGCCCCA
Molecule: messenger RNA, 5006 nt
Organism: Drosophila suzukii
Lineage: Eukaryota; Metazoa; Arthropoda; Insecta; Diptera; Drosophilidae
Source: RefSeq, a predicted model, not a curated record